UCACCUCUCUUGAAUCUCUCUUUCAUCUCUCUCUUCUCUCUGGUAUCCCUCUCAAACCCUCCGCUCACCACCGCCUUCUCCAGCGCUCAUCGACCACUACCACGCUUGCCACCUCCGCACCCGUCUUCGUGGUAUCAAGCGUUACCUUCGUCGUCGCAAUCAGCGCCGUUCUUCGCUGAAAUCAACCUCUUUCGUUGCCCAUGCCUCCAUCAUGAGUUUGCCGCACUAGCAACUGGUAUUCUACCAAUCAUGCUUACUCUUAUGAUCGGAUCACUGCAUCUUGUCACGAACUGCUCUAAAUCACAGUUUUGUGCUUCUUGGGUUGAUGAACUAUUGACAAGAAUUCUAUGAAAAAGACAUUUUAUCUUAUUUAGUGUCCAGACUCCAGUUUGUGCUAUGACUCUGUUUCGCAGGUUCUUCUAUAAAAGGCCUCCUGAUGGUUUACUAGAAUUUAUGGACAGAGUUUAUGUUUUUGAUUCAUGCUUCUCUACUGAGGUCUUGCUUGAUGGAAUGUACCCUAUCUACCUUCGUGAAAUUGCGAUUGAGCUUCAUGAGGAACAUGCAGAUUCUUCCUUCCUUGCAUUCAAUUUUAAAGAGGGAGACAGGAGAAGCCAAUUUGCUGAAGUUCUUCGUGAUUAUGAUGUGACUGUAAUUGAUUAUCCACGGCAAUAUGAAGGUUGUCCCCUUAUUCCUCUGGCUCUCAUACAGCAUUUCCUUCGUGUUACUGAGAGUUGGCUUUCUCUUGGUAAUCAACAAAAUAUUGUAUUGCUUCAUUGUGAGAGGGGUGGUUGGCCACUCUUAGCGUUUCUUCUAGCUAGUUUCUUGAUAUACCGAAAACUGCAAAAUGGGGAACAGCGAACCCUUGAAAUCGUCCAUCGAGAGGCUCCAAAGGGAUUUCUGCAACUCUUAUCACCACUUAAUCCACUGCCGUCACAACUUCGGUAUUUGCAAUAUGUUGCUAGGAGGAAUAUUUCUCCAGAAUGGCCACCAAUGGAAAGAUCUCUUUCUUUGGACUGCCUCAUUCUUCGAGCCAUUCCAGCCUUUGAUUCUGACAUUGGAUGCAGGCCGCUUGUUCGUGUUUUUGGCCAAAACCUUCAUAGCAUGGGUGGCCUUUCAACUGAAAUGCUCUUUUCAAUGUCCAAGAAAAGGAAAUCCUUACGACACUACCGACAGGAAGAUUGCGAUGUGAUAAAAAUUGAUAUCCAAUGUGUUGUUCAAGGUGAUGUUGUGUUGGAGUGUCUUCAUGUGGACAUGGACCCAGAUAGGGAAGUCAUGAUGUUUCGCAUAAUGUUUAAUACUGCUUUCAUUAGAUCAAAUAUAUUGAUGCUCAACUGUGAGGACCUGGACAUUCUUUGGGGUUCAAAAGACCUAUACCCAAAAAACUUCAGAGCUGAGGUUCUCUUUGGGGAACUCGAGAGCAUAUCCCCUCCGAGAGCUCCUACGGCUACUUUGAAUGGUGAGGUGAAAGGCGGAUUGCCUAUUGAAGCAUUUUCUAGGGUUCAAGAACUUUUCAGUGGUGUUGAAUGGGUUGAGAGCAGGGAUGAUGCGGCAUUUUGGUUUCUUAAACAAAUUUCAUCAAAUGUUCUGCAAAACAAAUUUGAAAAUUUGAUACUGAAUGAUGUGAAGGAGUUGUCAAGGCUGCAAAGUAAAGUAAGUGCACAAAUACCACUCAUAUCGCCUGUAGAAUCUGAUGAAGAAAAAGAGUUUUCUCUAAACUCAGAUGCAGUUUCUUCUUUGGAUGAUGAAAAAGCUCAGCCUGGGGAUAAUCCACAUUCGCCUGAUGUGCAAACUAAUCUGCAAGAUGGCGUAGAUGCCUUGUCUGGGUCCACACAAUCAACUUCCUUAGGUGUUGGUACAUACAUGGUUGCCCCACCUCCACCACCACCACCACCACCACCACCACCUCCACCUUUGCCUCCACCUAAGCAGGUAUUAUCCAGUGAAACUGGUGCCAUGCCUCCACCUUCCCAUCCAUUUGCAGCUUCGCUAGUAUCUUCAGCCCAUAUUUCAUCAAUUAUAAGCCGACCACCUCCACCUCCUCCAGGACCACCGCCGCCUCCACCACCGCCACCUCCACCACCACCACCACCACUUCUUUCAACUUUGAAAGAUAAAGGUUUACCUUCAGCCCCUUCCUCAUGCCCACCUCCUUGCCCUUCUACAUCUAAUGGAGGUCCCCAUUCGAUGCCGCCACCGCCUCCGCCUCCGCCUCCACCUCCACCACCUCCACCUCCACCUCCACCUCCACCUCGUCCACCUUCUCCUGUGUCUGGGAAAGGUCCUCAAUCAGCCCCUUCUCUCUUUGUCACAUCUAGUCCACGUCCUCCACCCCCUCCCCCUCCCCUCCUCUCCAGAGUGGUAUUGUUCAUGGAACCACUCUACCUGAUUCAGGUUCUAUGCAAGGCACUACUCGUGCCCCCUCCCCCUCCACCACCUCCUCUUCCUUCAAUAUCUAAUUGCUGUCCUGCACCCCCACCCCCACCUCCAAUUCGAAGUGGUGCAGUUCGUGGAACCCCUCCGCCGCCGCCUCCACCUCCUUCAAGUUCUGUAAAAGGCACUGCUCCUGCCCCACCACCUCCUCCUCCAAUGCUUGCCCAAAAAGGUCAAACUUCUUUACAGGUUCCUCAGACAUUAAAGCCUCCUGGUGCUGUGCCCCCUCCACCUCCUCCUUUACAAGGAGAGAGUCAUAAAACACCAGGUCCACCUCCACCACCCAAAACAUCAAAUGCUCCAGCUCCUCCUGCUCCAUCUAUGAAAGGAAGACUGACAACCAGUUCAGGAAAGGGUCGUGGAUCUGCAACAGCAACUAAUGCUACUAAUGCGCCAAAAAAAGCUACAUUGAAGCCAUUGCAUUGGGUAAAAGUUACCCGAGCUAUGCAAGGAAGUCUCUGGGCUGAUACUCAGAAACAAGAAAACCAAUCGAAGGCCCCUGAGAUCGAUCUUUCGGAGUUGGAAAGCCUAUUUUCAACUUCGAUUGCAACUGAUGGAAGUGGUACUGAUAAAGGUGGACAUCGGCGUGGUUUGAGCACGAGCAAGCCAGAGACCGUGCACUUGGUUGAUUUGCGCAGAGCAAAUAAUUGCAGCAUCAUGCUUACUAAAAUAAAAAUGCCUCUUCAAGAGAUGAUCAGUGCUAUUCUGGCUCUUGACACUUCUGUUUUGGACAUUGACCAAGUGGAGAACAUCAUCAAAUUUUGCCCUACAAAAGAAGAAAUGGAGAUGCUGAAGAACUACACUGGCAACAAAGAAAUGCUUGGAAAGUGUGAACAGUUCUUUCUGGAGCUGAUGAGAGUGCCUCGAGUUGAAUCCAAGUUACGGGUUUUUUCUUUUAGAAUUACCUUUUCCACUCAGGUGAAUGAGUUGCGAUCCUAUUUAAACACAAUAAAUGAUGCAUCUAGGGAGGUGAAGGAGUCUUUUAAAUUGCGACAGAUAAUGCAAACAAUUCUCACCCUGGGCAAUGCAUUGAAUCAAGGCACAGCUCGAGGAUCUGCGGUGGGUUUUAAACUCGACAGUCUCCUUAAAUUGUCCGACACUCGUUCAAGAAACAACAAAAUGACAUUAAUGCAUUAUUUGUGCAAGCUCCUUUCUGAGAAAAUGCCUGAACUACUGGAUUUUGAUAAAGACUUGAUUCAUUUGGAAGCAGCAUCGAAGAUCCAAUUAAAGAUGGUUGCAGAGGAAAUGCAAGCAGUAAGUAAAGGUCUAGAGAAGGUUGAGCAAGAACUCUCUGCGUCUGAAAGUGAUGGAGCUGUAUCUAUGGGCUUUCAGAAGGCCUUGAAAAGUUUCCUUCAUACAGCAGAGGCUGAUGUUAGGUCUCUUAUAUCACUCUACUCUGAAGUGGGGAGGAAUGCUGAUUCUUUAGCUCAGUAUUUUGGGGAAGACCCUGCACGAUGUCCAUUUGAGCAAGUGACAUCAAUUUUGAUCAAUUUCGUGAAUAUGUUCAAAAAAUCACGUGAAGAAAAUGAGCGGCUUGCUGAAGCUGAGAAAAAGAAGUUGGAAAAAGAAGCCAUGAAAGAAAAAGCAAACCCUUCUCUUAAAAAAGACAAUGCUGAUGCAAAUUCAAAUUUUCCAAGCUAGAAACCAGUACCAUUUUCCAACUCAAUUUGAGAUAGCAACUCCAGAAAGCAGCAAAGUUUUGGCUUCGGUGGCUUGAGAACAAGUUGCAUUGAAUUAGAGUAUGGAGGCUUCCUUUUAAUGCUGGAAGGUUGGCCAAAGAUAACCAAAUUAGUCUAAAAGCCAAUUCAACUGCUCAAAAGUUUAUUCGUCAGCAUCAUAUGUAAAAAUUUUUAUUUGUAGUUGUGAUUUUGUAUUCAGAAUUAAAACAUUCCCAAAAAAAUUCAUGUUGUUGUAUAUAUUUCUAUUAUUGGCCUGAUGCAGGUGGCCCCCUGUUUAUUGGAGGGCUUCUUGUAAGCCAGGGAAAACAGAACAAGAACACAAUUGCACUUUUUUUUUUUAAUAAUAAGUAUAGGAAUAUAUAUUAUACGACUAUUUUAGUGAAA
Dioscorea cayenensis subsp. rotundata (Guinea yam) is the source of this 4493-nucleotide messenger RNA. RefSeq names its product formin-like protein 3. NCBI's taxonomy places the organism in Eukaryota, Viridiplantae, Streptophyta, Magnoliopsida, Dioscoreales, Dioscoreaceae. The record is from RefSeq and is a predicted model, not a curated record.